AUAUAUAAUCAGUGAAUGGAAGCAACACUAUAAAAUGACUGUAACUGAGAGCAAGCGACAGAGAAAUAUGCACAAAAACAUUCAUAUUGCAGUGAUCACUCUGCUGGCAUUUGUAGCCAUAAACGAAGGUGACCAUUUAUUUAUGACUUUAUGUUUUCAUAUUCGUAUCUGUCAAAUCAUUCUAAGUAUUUUUUUUAUCAGAUUUCAAUGUUUAUUUCAUCAAUAACUUGUAAACACAUUGCAAUUGUAUAAGUCUAACAGAUGAGAAAUAUUUGAAAUCUUCUCUCUCUCUCUCUCAAAUGUGUGUAAACUGUUUGUCCAUUUAACAUGUCUUGAUUGUCGUUUACUGCGUCAAAUUUUCCAGGAAAUUCAUUGAAAAUCAAAAAAAUCAAUCAAUUGUUAAAAUCAACUGAAAGUAAGCCAGUUUAGCAAUGCUUAAACAUUUUUUUCAUCUCAAUGUAGGUUACACGAAGUUUUCAAUGUUGUAGUAUAAGAUGACAACCACAAAAAUGUUUAUCUCAAGUGUAUAUUGUCAUUAUUCGAUUUUUUUAAUAUUCUCUUCGCUUCUGAAUGGAAAAUUGAAUUAAAACAUGAAAUCAUCACCUUUUCCCAUGGUAUGUGGUCCUAUUCAGCCAGCUAAACUCCCGCCUCCUCCUCUCAUGAUCUUCUCAGUGUCAUUGUACGACUUACGCACAACCCGUCAAUUCCAAUUCACCUUCCACUCGAGUGAUGCCUGUCGCGUGAUGUAAUUCAGCGAUCUCCCUAGCACAUGCGCAACCCAUCUCUAUUAUCUUCGGCGUAUUUGGUGGGCAAUAGUUUGUAGGUUGGUUCGUCACCUGAGUUUCUCGUUUCCAAUUCAUUCCAUCUAACCUUCUGAUCUUAACUAAGGAGAAAGAGAAGCCACCUGUUGCUAAGAGUCUAAAACAGAAUGUCUGAGAUUUUUCCCAUGACGCGCUGUGCAACUAUCUUACUCAUAUAGAAGCAGUGAUCGACCUAACAUCGGUGCUGAAAAUCUGAGUAGUGUUUCUAAUGCUGAGUGCAGUGAACACGAUCUCCAAACUAAUUUCGGAGUGAUGAAGCUCCGGAUUGCAUGCCUGAUCAUGUGUGAACGCUUCCGCUGUCCAUCUGCAGUAGAGGCGACUAUGCACGGAUGAAUGGCAGAAGCAACGAAUUUCCCAUUUAUUCCUUUCAUAAUGAUUGUUGCAUGUUAGUGGUGUUUCUGUUGUUAGUUGGUUGUUUGGUUGGUUAUUACCAUCACGUCAUUCUUCUCUGUGUUCACUUGGAGUCCCAUCUUCGGUACCUGCCUCUUCUGACAAGUUGUUGGUUGUCGUGUGUAAGUCUUCCACUCGGUGUCACAUUAAAUAUAGAUAGGCCAUCUUUGGUUUGGUGUAUUCGUGUGUUCGCAUUCUCCACGAAUGGUGUUCUGCAUAAUCCAUUCCAGCAGAAUUAGUAAUCUCAUUGAUGACAGUAGACAGCAUUGGGUAACUCCUGUUUUCACUUCAAAUUCUCCAGUGAGUUUUGUAUGUUAUGGAUCACCUGACACUUGGCUUUGUGGUUUAGCUGCUGAAAAUAGUUGAGAAAGAUUUUGAGUACAUCAUAUUGUUGAAUUAAUUUCCAUAUCACUACUCAAUCAACGUUCUCCUCCACGUAGGUCAAAAUGAUAAAUACAUAUAUUUGGGGAAUCUAUCAAAAAUUAUGCAUAUUUUUCAAGCGGUUUUUCCCUGUAAUUUACUCCUUUGAAUUUCAGAUACUUCAAUCGUCUGCAACACUGAUCAUGUUUAUUAAUUCAAUAAAAUUGUCUUCUUUUCAUAGGCAAAAUACCGUGGUUUUCUAAUCAAGUGAAGAGUAAUAUGAAGAAAGUUCAAACGUUAGUAGGUACGUUCGUGUUUGUUUUUCUGUUUUUUUUUGUGCUUUCAUUGAUGACUAAUUCGAUGACUUCGACACUCAUGCCAUUAUCAAAUGAUUCCUGGGUUUAUUAGUUAUCUUACAGGCAUAGAAAUGUUUGAAUUCAAUUGGUGUAACCAUUUACACCGACGACUAUUAAUUAUUGGUUGUGAGAAACACGACUGUGGAUAUCACAUGGUCUAUUGAACAAUGUAAACGUUGGCAAUAUAAGCGAUUCUUGUUUGUUAUCUUCUUCAAUAGCGGUUGAGUCAUUUCAAUUAGGCUAUUAUUGCCUUGUGACACUGUGGACAUAUGGUGACUUGACAAACGCUUUAACAAUUCUGCAUGGCUGAUUGAACUUAAGAGAGUAAGUAAGUGACUAGUAUCAUAUUUCCAGUCCUCGAGGUUGAAUGGUACAGAAUGAAUUCUGUCAUCCAUAUUAGUAAUAUGGUCACCAUAUGCUAGAUGGUUCACUAUCACGAUUUAAUCAUUGAAAAUGUUAUACAACACAGUAGGAUUAUUCUACUUGAUAUAACAGAUAUUGAUCCAAUAUUAUCUAUUUACUGAUUGUGUUUUGAGUGCAAUUCAUUAUUCAUAAUCACAAACCUGCUAACUAUAAAGCAAAGAGAUGUUUAUGCUUUUACAUAAAAACAGUUCACUGGUUCAAUGAAAUGAAACUUUGAGUUUAGCGAAGAGUCUCUUUUCGGCGAAUUCACUUCCUCAGCUGUACAAUCAAAAGGUUUUCAAGAGAAAUUUAACAAGGGAUAUUCUCAGAGCAGGGUCAAAUCAUCUCUGAGAAGAACAUUUUUUAUAGCAACGCGAAGAAUAGUGUUCUCCAGUCGCCCACUGAUCUCCAGAAGCCUCAAGGACAAAAUCCCGCAUCUGACCACUUCGAUGUGCAUAUAUCAGUUCACCUGCUGCUGUGAAGCCAAGUACAUCGGCUAUUCGACGCGCACCCUGUCCAAGAGGAUUCAAGAGCAUUAUCCAGCCAGCAUGGUUGUGAGAAGGCGAUAGUGUGCAAUAAUGAGUGCGAUAAUUGAACACCUGGUUAACUCUGAUCAUUCCACCUCAACAAACGUCUCUUUCAACGUAACCUACAGAGUCAAGAAUAACCUGCCUAUGGUAAUACGGUUUCCUCUUCUCUGUAUCACUGAACCUCUAGCCGUUCACAUAGAACAGCGGGAGCUGUGCAUACAAAAGACGAUUACUCCACCACUUCUUCUGUCAUUGUAACGACUUUAUUGAUUUUGAUGACUUAAUUUUGUUUUUUUCGCCUGCUCACUAAUUGCUUAUAAUUCUUAUAUUCAUUUAGAACCCUUACAUAAUUUCGUCUUCUCCACUUUGUUCCUGUGUGUAUCCUGAGUGAACCUCAAUCAUCAAACUAUUCAAACUUUUCUUUUUAGUAAUUGUUUGUGACAACACAUCAACUUCUUCACUUCCCUAAUUUCACUAACACCUAAUAUUUUAACUGAUUUUGUAUUACGUAACUCCAAUUACCAAUCUUCACCUGUUUAGUUAAAAUAACCAUAACCGAUUAUAUCUUUGUUUGAUGAACUUGAUGUUCACAUGCAUACAAAAUAACACAUAUAUAUAUAUAUUUGCUAUUGUACAGCUAGGAAAUGGAUUCGCCGCCGAAAAGAGACUCUUAGCUGGACUAAGUGUUUUUUUCCAUCAAUGCUUGGAUGGGGAUUAUCCAUGAGUUCAGUGGAUCAGCUGUCAUCUUCACCGCAUGAGAAAAUGUCUGACUCACCUAUUUAUAUAUCUGAUUUCAAAAUUCAUCUAAUAUUUAUAAUAGUAAAUGCCAUACAUCUGCAUUUGUGAUAUGAGUAUCAAUCUUAUGGAUACUUCUUCAGUUCUUAAGGAAGUGAUGCGUCAAACGAUUGUAGGAAACACAAGAGAAAAGUAUAGCACAUAUGAGCUGAUGAAUGAGACAUUUUCAUAAUAUAUGAUUGUCGAAGAUCAUACAGUUGAAUGCCUUCAUACAAAUGAUCUCCUCGCUUCUCAUUCUCUUCUUGUUCUUGUCGUUCUUUUUCUUCAAGAUAAAUUCGAGAGGAAAAAGAAGAAAAUUGGCAAAUAUGUCACCUGUAUUCGAGACGAAUACAAAUACAAACAUAGAAAGGAAUUCGACCAAAUUGUAUUUAAAACUCUAAAGAGUGUAUACAAGAAUGAGAAAUCUCUUUACGACUGUGUAAAGGCAGAAGCUAAUGAGUACAAAAAUAAAGGGGUGAACUUCACUGCCGAAGAAUGUAAAAAAUAUCUGGUGGGAGUGAACGAUUCAGAUUUACUCAAAAUGAGUAAACUUUUAGAUAAAGAAUAUCUGUACAGGGCAAAGUUUGCUGCUUCAAUCUAUUUGGAAGGUAUUCACAAAAUUGCAAUCAAGAAUUUGAAGCAAGUAAAGAAAAGCACCUUGAAGAAUAGAGUCGACGUCUUCAUCGCACCUGCCAUCAAACCAUAAAUCAUUCGUGGUAAUGAAGACAUACAAAAUGAGACGGUUUUCAUGAAUGUUUUUCACAUAAACAUAUUUGUUUAAUCAUCUUCUGUUGAAUAGUUUUCAUUGUUCCUAGAAACUUGAUUCCUAUGCUUUCCUGCUUUUAAAAAAAACAUUUACUAUGACUAGUUGAUGAUAAACUUUGUCCCAUUCCAUCGCUGUUUCUUUAUUAAAUAAAAGUUAAUUAAUGAAAUAGUGAAAUAAA
Trichobilharzia regenti is the source of this 4577-nucleotide messenger RNA. The record is from the annotation of a GenBank genome assembly. Lineage: Eukaryota; Metazoa; Platyhelminthes; Trematoda; Strigeidida; Schistosomatidae.